GCAGACGGCCGUACCUGCAAGUUCAACUGGGCCCUGGACCUGGAGGAGUGUGACUUCAACGAUACGCUCAAACCCAUGCUAGAGGUUACCCGUUCAAAACAGGGGCUUAUCCCACCCUCAUACACUCACACAGACACCGAUGCCUCCGCGAACGAGCAACGUUGGCCGCUCAAUGUGCUGCAUAGGAAGACGUGUGUUGUGUACACCUUCCUGAUGCAG
Molecule: messenger RNA, 219 nt
Organism: Sphaeroforma arctica JP610
Lineage: Eukaryota; Ichthyosporea; Ichthyophonida
Exons: 1
Source: RefSeq, a predicted model, not a curated record